This is a messenger RNA of Caenorhabditis bovis, 2940 nucleotides long. Lineage: Eukaryota; Metazoa; Nematoda; Chromadorea; Rhabditida; Rhabditidae. The record is from the annotation of a GenBank genome assembly.
AUGGCCGGCAGAUAUAUUCUUGCUGUUGAUAUUGGAACAACCACAAUUCGAUCUGUGCUUUAUAACGAGCAAUGUGUUGAAGUGGCGAGUUAUCAGGAGAAGGUGAAUACGAUUUACUCAUCAAAUGAGGAUGGAGAUGUACUUGUCGAAAUUGAGCCAGAAUUAUUAUUCAAACAAUUCCUCAGGGUUGUCGAGCAAGGAAACAAACAGGUCCCAGAAAAUGCAACGGUUAAUGUGGCUCUUUGCACUCAACGGAAUUCCAUUGUCUUGUGGAAUAGAAAAACGAAGAAGGAAGAAACGCGGAUAAUCUGCUGGAAUGACAAGAGAGCCAAUAAAGUGUGUCAGAAAAUGAAUGAAUCGUUUGUGCUGAAGACACUAAACUUCGUCGGUGCCGUACUUCAUACUGUAACGAGGAAGAAUCGAUUUGCCGCUGCGCAAAGGAUGAAAUUCUUGGGAGCGAUGGUUUCACACAGACUGAUGGUUACCAUUGAUAAGUCGGCUCAUUUAAAGAACCUGUACCGAUCGGGAGAACUAUCGUUUGGAUGCUUGGAAACAUGGCUGCUCAUGAGAUGCUCAGAGUUCAAUAUUCCAUGCGUGGAAGCUUCGAACAUCUCCCCUUCUGGAAUGUUUGAUCCUUGGAUUAAUGACUUCAACUACACUAUCAUGAAAAUUAUCGGAUUUCCACAGGAUCUACUGUCCCCAAUUGUCAGCUCGGAUCUAUCAGACCUUCCAAAACUACCAACCAUUGACAAAAAACAUUGUGGGAAGAAUUUGACGAUUACUGCAAUUUUAGCCGACCAACAAGCAGCCAUGUAUGGAUGCGGAAUGUGGAAGAAAGGCGACGUGAAGAUAACGCUUGGCACUGGUACUUUUAUCGAUAUCCAUACUGGUGACGAGCCGUAUACGUCAAUGUCUGGAAUGUAUCCUCUAGUUGCUUGGAGGAUCAAUGGAAAACCGGAGUUUGUCGCCGAGGGAAAUGCUCAUGACACGGCGGUGAUUCUACACUGGGCUCAGUCAAUUGGACUCUUUGAUGAUGUCACCAAAACUUCAGACAUUGCGCAUUCUGUAGAUUCUUCGAAUGGUACUGUGUUCGUCCCGGCAUUUUGUGGUAUCCAGACGCCUCUCAAUGACGAAGGAGCAUGCUCGGGUUUCUUGGCGAUUCGACCCGACACUAACAAAUCGCACAUGGUUCGAGCUAUAUUAGAGUCUAUCGCUUUCCGAGUAUAUCAGAUCUAUAACGCUGCUCUUGCCGAGCAACAUAUUGAUGCAAAAAGGCCUAUUAGAAUUUGUGGAGGAGUUUCGAAUAACGACUUCAUCUGUCAAUGCAUUUCCGAUCUUCUUGAUCGAGACAUUGAGCGAAUGGAAGAAUCGGAUCAUGUUGCUGCCAAAGGGGUCGCAAUGCUGGCCGGCUACUCGCAAGGAUACUGGACUAUGAGCCAGUUGUCGGAGUUGAUCAAAGUGUCUCAAGUAUUCCGACCAAAUGAGAAGUCGAGAAUGAGCCUGAUGAAGACUUACACAGUUUGGGAUAAGGCUAAGCCGCAAUGCAAACAGCCAGGCGCUGAAGUCGAGAUUCUGAAGCUUGUCUUCCAAUUGAUUGGUGUCAACUAUACUAUUCUGGAUGUUUGGAAAGAAUUCGGUGAACAAUAUGAUUUUGGAACGAAACAGGAAAAUGGAUCAUGGUCGGGAAUGAUUGGAUUACUAGUCGAAGGGAAGCUUGAUGUCAUUGGAUUAUCUAUGCGAAUGUCGCUGGAAAGAGAAGAAGCUGUACUUUUUUCGUACCCAACACGCUACUUUGAGAGCAUUUUCAUAAUUGCACCACCUUCAUUUACAUGUACGAGACAAUUUAUUUUCAACGCGUUUUCUCGUACGGUUUGGAUGCUUAUAGCCACAAGCUUCUUAUUAUUCUACGCUCUGAAAUUGUUUUUGAAUUUUAUGAAGCUGAAAAAGAAUUAUAAGGAUUAUUCCAAUUCUACGAUUUUCAUCCAUUUAUUUUCGAAUUAUUCAUCGGAUUAUACAGUUAGCUCGAAAUGCCUUGCUGUUAUAAUGUUGCUCGCUACAUUCAUAUUCUCGCAGCUUUACCAAACCGACAUGUACGCGUUUCUAUCAGCGCCGCUGAAAUAUGAUAUUCCGUUUCGAACCAUCAAAGAAGCAUUAGACAUCGUGGAACAGAAGAAGAUGUACUUUGCCGCGUUUGGCGCGCAAACAUUGCUGUGCACACCAGCGACAUGCGGCAAAUUCGAGGAAGCGGUCCGCAAAAAUCCGAUUCGAAGGGCGUACACGGUCAAAGGCGUCGAAGAUUUGAUAUUGAAAGGGGGUAUUUAUCAAUCAACUGUUGAUAGCGCACUCCUCCCUGGGGCAUUGUCAUGGCUUAAUCCGAAUCAAAAUUUCUUGAUAAUCCGAGAUGAGGAUGCACCAUCGUACUAUGUGGCAUUCACUUUUUCAAAACGACAGAAGAAACUGUUAAAAAAGUUCAACACUGCUCUCAUCGAAGUGCUCCCUGCAGUUAGCACAAUUACGACUGGGCACGGAUAUAACACGAAAAAAGUGCCGUUUGAGCUGCAAACCCCAAAUCCUCGGGUCCCGUUAUCAAUCGACAGGCACACGUGGCAAUUAUUUCGAAGUUUCAUCAUUUUGAUUAGCGUUUGCAUAUUUCUAUUCAUAUUCGAGGUCACAGAACUGGCGGGAAUCAGCUGUGAUUUGUGUGUAAGCGCCAUUUAUGGUGUAAACUAUGAUUAUCUUCAAGUGAAGAAAAGCGUGAUGGAUAUGAUCCGAUUGGACUGCGAGGCGUUAUUCCAUGAAAAAGCCGAAGAUAUUGCCACGUGCAUUCGAUUCAUGACGGAAAAGGUGGAAAAGUAUUCGAAUAAGGUAGAGAAGUUCCUUGAUGCUCGACACGUCUGUGUUCUAUUACGAGUUUGUCCUAUGGAGGAGGAUGAUAUUUGA